Messenger RNA from Diospyros lotus (date-plum), 2379 nucleotides. RefSeq names its product U-box domain-containing protein 19-like. The transcript has a single exon. Gene Ontology annotation, cellular component: nucleus; cytoplasm. NCBI's taxonomy places the organism in Eukaryota, Viridiplantae, Streptophyta, Magnoliopsida, Ericales, Ebenaceae. The record is from RefSeq and is a predicted model, not a curated record. Gene Ontology annotation, molecular function: protein binding; ubiquitin-protein transferase activity. Gene Ontology annotation, biological process: protein ubiquitination. The coding region runs from base 57 to 2120 and encodes 687 amino acids.
UUCUUAGUUUGAGCUUAGACGCUUAACUUAGCUCUUCAAUUCUUUUUGUUUCAUCGAUGAUUCAAAAAUAUGGCCAGAGUGAUCGCCGGAUUCUGAAAUUUCCGGCGGUUCAUCCCUGCGAGGGGAUUUCCCCGGCGACCCUUCUUGACUCUCUGAUCACUCUUUCUCGGAAUAUCUGCAGCUACCAGUCCAAGUUCGUCGCUACCCAGAGAAGAAACGCCCGCGAAACGCUUCGCCAGAUUGGAAUUCUACUGAUUUUUUUGGAGGAAAUCAAAGACCGAGGAACCAAUUUGCCGGAAUCCGUGGUCCUCUGCUUCUCCGAGCUCCAUAUCGCCUUCCAGAAAAUCCUCUUCCUGUUCGAAGAUUGCUCGCUCGACGGCGCCCGGCUAUGGAUCCUAAUGAAAUCCCACUUCGUCGCGACCCAAUUCCGGGUCCUGAUCCGAACCGUCGCCACCGCUCUCGACGUUCUUCCGUUGCCGACAAUCGACGUCCCGAGUGAAAUCAAGGAGUUAGUCGAAUUAGUAUCCAAGCAAGCGAGAAAGGCCAAAUUGGAGCUCGACCCCGAUGAUGAAACCGCAAUGAACAGAGUUAUUUUGAUUCUGAACCAGUUCGAGAAUCGGUUCGAACCGGACAAGAACCUCGUCAAGCGAGUUCUCGACUAUCUCGAGAUCCGGAGCUGGAGGGAGUGUCACGGCGAGGUCCAAUUUCUGGAUGAAAUGAUCAGUUUGGAAUGCUUGGAAGGCAAUGAAAAGGAGCAGCCAUUACUGAGCAGUUUAUUCGGGUUCAUGAGCUACUGCAGGGGAGCUCUGUUUGAAACACGGGAGCAUGGAAUCGUAGAGCAAUCCGAUUCAGAUGGAAGAUGUAAUCACGAAAUGCUUAGCUGCUUGAAUCCCGAGGAUUUUCGAUGCCCCAUUUCGCUUGAACUGAUGACCGAUCCGGUCACGGUUUCAACCGGCCAAACUUACGAUCGUGCUUCGAUACAGAAAUGGCUGAAAGCCGGAAACCUUAUUUGCCCCAAAACAGGAGAGAAGUUGACGAACACAGAGAUGGUGCCGAAUUACAGUCUCCGGAAGCUCAUAGAGCAGUUCUUCGCCGAUAACGGGAUUUCGCUCGCGAAAUCCCGGAAGAAGAACCGCGACAUAACGAGGACGAUCACGGCCGGCAGCCCCGCGGCAGCCGGCGCCGUCAAGUUUCUGUCCGAGUUUCUCGCUGACAGGCUGUACUACGGAACCGACGAGCAGAAAAACAAGGCGGCAUACGAGGUUCGCUUGCUCGCGAAAUCCAACAUUUUCAGCCGAUCCUGCUUAGUCGAAGCCGGCUGCGUUCCGCCUCUUCUGGGUCUCCUUUCUUCAGCCGAUGAUCCGUCGACGCAAGGAAACGCGAUUUCGGCUUUGUUGAAGCUCUCCAAGCAUGGCGCCGGCAAGAAGGCCAUAAUCGAAAACGGAGGAUUGAGACCGAUUCUCGGGGUCCUCAAAAAUGGGCUGAACCCUGAACACAGGCAAAUCGCUGCCGCGACAAUCUUUUACCUCGCUUCCGUUCCCGAUUACCGGAGACUGAUAGGACGGGAGCCCGACGCCAUUCCCGCUUUAGUCGAGCUGAUCAAAGAAGGGUCCGCUUGCGGGAAGAAGAACGCCGUGGCGGCCAUCUUCGGCCUCCUCCUACACGCCGGAAACCACAGGAGAGUUCUCGAAGCCGGGGCGGUUCCAGAAUUAGUCCACAUUUUAUUAGCUCCAUCCAACAAGGCUGAGUUGAUAACCGAUUCACUAGCGGUUCUCUCUACACUGGCUGAAACCGCGGAAGGGUCGAUCGCGGUUCUGCAGAUAUCGCCUCUACCGCUGUUCGUCGGCAUUUUGCGGUCGUCGGCGUCGCGCGCCGGGAAGGAGUACUGCGUCUCCAUCCUGCUAGCAGUGUGCCGCAACUGCGGCGGAGAGGCGGUGGCGGGUCUGGAGAAGGAGCCGUCUCUGAUGCCGCUGCUUUACUCGCUCGUCACCGACGGGACUUCUCAGUCGAGCAAGAGAGCGCGUUCGCUCAUCAAGAUCCUCCACGACUUCCAUGAAUCCAGCUCUUCUGCGUCACCUGCUAGUGCAGUUCCACAAGAAUGGUUUAUCCAUGUUCGCUAAACUCAUUACAUUAAAUUAGUUCUCGUUGUACAUAUAUAUAUAUAUAUAUAGAGAGAGAGAGAGAGAGAGAGUGAUACAUAUUCAUGGAUUCGUACCUAUUGAUGGAUUUCUUGAGGUUGGCUCUAGUUUUUGAAAGAGCCAAACACUGUUGCGUGUAUAUAUACAGAUGUAAUGCUAUGAAUUUUGAAGUGGUGAAUAAAUAUGCAAGACCCACUGCCAAUGCGGCCUAGGGCGUGCAGUGUGUGGUGACUUUGAAUUA